Messenger RNA from Cololabis saira (Pacific saury), 4785 nucleotides. It is a transcript of the gene borcs6, whose product is annotated as BLOC-1 related complex subunit 6. The record is from RefSeq and is a predicted model, not a curated record. Lineage: Eukaryota; Metazoa; Chordata; Actinopteri; Beloniformes; Belonidae. Bases 76 to 1380 code for a protein of 434 amino acids. Gene Ontology annotation, cellular component: BORC complex. Gene Ontology annotation, biological process: lysosome localization. The transcript has 7 exons.
UGGGGAAGGAUAUGUUGAUCGGACUGAACAGUUGCUUGUAUUUUACAGGAUUGAAACUGCUCUGCAGGUGGAGGGAUGAGUCUCUCCCCUGACAUCGGCACAGAGGUGCCAGAAACAGCUAAUGGGGUGAUAACACCUGUCGCUGUGGAGAAUGGGCCUCUUGUACCAGCCUCUGUGAAAUGCGGGGGGAGCACAAUACUUGGUUCUGGGGAGGCAUCGGUGGACCGUCACACAGAGAAUCAUGUCGAUGUGGAAAAUAAAACGUAUGAUGGAAAAAGCCACUUUGAAACAGAGACGAAUAUUAACGAGAAAACACACAGUUUAUCAAUACACUCCUUGCCCCGUGGGAUAAGCACAAGAGAAUCCAAAGACACAGUCGCCCCUCCCGAGGCCUCUAAGACUGCAAACACACCAGAUGAAGAUCUGAUGUGGGAUUCAGCACAUGACGGAGAGUCCAGAGACUCUUAUCAGAAGGGAGGCCCUGUCUCUGCAGACAGAUGGCAAACGCAGCCGGAGAGGGGAGAGGGCUGCCCUGACAGCCCAGAGGAGGAGGAGUAUGGAGAGAGGGAGAAGCAGAAUGAAAAGAGUAAAAACAAGGGAAGGAAAAAACAUUCAGGACGGAGAACGGAAACCGGGUCUUCACGACACUACUCCUCCUCCGCCCCUGGUCCUAGUGCGUCCUCCUCUUCCUCUCCGCCGCCCGCUCUUCUUCCCUCCGACGAUGUGCCGUGUCCCCCACACAUUAUGGCCCAGGUUUGGGUUCGCAACGUCCGGGGGAUGCAGGACAGCAAGAGCCUGGACGAAAUCAGCCAAGCGUGUGGAGGUGGUGCCGGGGCCCGUGGAGGGGCCAGGAGUGGACAGUCAGAGGGCCGACGGGCCACCAUCUCCUCUGCUCUGGAGCUAGAGGGGACAGUCAGCCACGAAGGAGACCUGACCCACUUCAUCACCAAGAACCUGGAGCAGAAAAUCAAGAUGAGCUCCAAGCCCAGUCUGGACUGCAGUGACUCGGACUGUUCGGGGCCCAUCUACCGAAACCGGGGGUUGUCACGGAGACCGGCGGAUAUCCCACCCAUCGAUCCUACGGUCCUAGUGGACCUGCAGAAACACGCCCAGGACGUGGCGCACAGUGUGGAGCUGAUGAUGCAGAGCCUCAAUGGAACCAUCCAGAAUAUGACGGCGCUGAGCGUGGGCUACAUCCAGACCUACAGAGACUCCGUCGACAGCUUGGGAGAGUCUGUUGACAUGAGCAUAAAGGGCAUGUACACGCUGAUGGCUCGCUGCGAGGAGCUGGAUCGCUCCAUGCAGCCCAUACACACUCUGGCCGCUCAGAUCCGUGACAUCAAACGCACUCUGGACGCUCUAGAGGGGAUCUGCAAGUAAACGCCAGCCAGCCUGGUCCAAAUAUCCAUCCAAGCUUCAAAGUCGACCUCAUCCUGGGCAAGGGUGACGGAAAGCAACGCAGCCCUGCGCAGGUAGCACCGGAGUCCGGGAGCCAUCCCCACUUGGCAUGCUGGACGAUCGUCACUCAUCCUUUUAUCUGUUUGCCGUUUUAUUAUGACAAUGUUCGUGUCGUGAGAUCUCUAAAGAUUUGUGCAUACUUGGCUCUUGGGGGGUGAGCUUUUACUUCUCUCUUCAUCUAAUCAAGUCGUCAAGAAACAAAGUCUCACAACUAAUAUUGUUCUGGAAGGCAGUUGUUCCCUGGACGGACACAAACGGAUGCGUGAAGACGCUGGGAUGGAUUGCUUUGCUUUUCCACGUUCCGGGGAGUGCGAUAUUAUCCGUCCAGCCUGCAUUGCUCAGAUUGCACUAGCGCCUCUUCCCCAGACGGGGGCAGCAUUUCUGCUUCUGGAGAGGCAUGAGAUGGAAAAAAAAAACUGCUCACAAGACAGUGACUUUUGCACAGGAACAGAGUCUAUUUUUUGACCUUAUGCAACAAGCAGAUUCUUUCACUGCAGGCCAAGUUAAAGCAGUGUGGGUGUCUGUCUUUUUUUUAAAUGUGUUUUAUUUAUUCAGUUGGCUCAGCAUGCUCGUUUGUUCAUAAACGCCGCGUCUCUGUCUCUUCAGGAUCCAGCUCAGACGGUACUGCGUGCCGUCUAAUGAGCUCGGUUGUUACUAAAUGUUUCACUUAAUCCACUCAGAUGCUUUCACAUCUUUCAGAAGAGGCUGUCGGCCUGAAAAACAUUAGUUUCUGAUACGGAAACGUGAAAGUUCAGCUCCAAAUCCCCUUUCUUUGUGAUCCCAGACAACUUUUUUAAAACGUAUUGUUUAAUCAAUAAGAUCGUGACAAGCUUCAGGUACUUAAUUUAUUUAAUUAUUUUUGCACAUCUGGAUGCCAGAUUCCACAUUUCAACUUGAUUUGACUUUGAUGUCGCAGCUGCACCAGAUCCUGUCAUGGGAGCAUAAUUUCUUCAUGGUGAACAAGUAAGCCCCACAUCUGUUCACAUGAGUAUGUGUAACAAAACAUCAUUGAUAACCAAGUGAGGCAAAGUUUUCCUUAUUAAGUAGGUUCAAAGUUAAUUUGGGCCCAGAGGUGAGCGAAACUCGUCUCUGACAAAUCUCUGUCUAAAUCCGCCUGAUGUCUGAGGAGUGUUCGCUGGGAUGACCCGACUUCCACGUCCGCCUUUUUCUUCGGUCUUAACGUUUCACCAAUAACCACAAACAGACUGUCGUUGUGUCUACAGGUUGCUGUGUUGCUUUCAAAUAACUGAUUCAUAACAAUUAAGCUGUCUUCAAACAGUCUUGUCUGCAAAAGCGAUUAUUCAAUUUGCUCAAGUUCUGCAUGGACAUUUUGCACAUAACACUUCCUAGAAUCGAAUCACUCACCACGACUAACCCUUGCAUACAUGCAAAACUAUAAGGAAAACAUAAAUAACUUGAGGAACUUAGGAAUUGAAACCAGUUCAUGGAAAAAAAGCUUAAUUAAUCCACAUUAAAGAGUUUUCAUGAAAUUUGAAGCCGUCGCUGUUCAUUUUCAUUCAUUCAUUUUCAGGCAUAAAUGAUCAGCCGGUCGGUUUAAACGAUACAGUAUAAGGUUUCAAAAGACUCAAAUGUGUCAUUAACUUGGUCUGAAAAUGUGGUUGUUGAUACUUUGCCCGUUUUUAAAUUAGCUGCUUAACGUCAUGAAUAAAUUAGUUUGAGGUCGUUGCUGUUUCACCUUUGUGAAAUGGAGGAUUGUGUUUAGCGUCUGCUGUGAUUCUGGAUUGGUUCCAUUUGCGUUGGGAUGUUGGAAAAAGACAAGCUCGAACAGAAGUGUAAAGCAAGGCAAACUCGUGUUUAGUUGAUUACAAAAGUUGUUUAGUCAAUGAUUUAAAGAAAUAUUGCAGUGUCACCUCAUGAAACAUACUUGAUUUAAUGACGAUAUGGAGGUAAUUUAGUCGUUGCACUGGUGGGAUUCUUGUAGUAGAUCGUAGUACAUGUACCACGUUUUCACAGUAAUAUUUGGACUGAGUAUGGGGCUGUUCGUCAUGGCAACAUUACUUGAUAUGGCAUGAAUAAUGUAUUUUUCUUCAAUUGGGUUUGCUUCUUUUUGUCAGUUGUAGUUUCUGAUUUAUUCAAAGCAAUUACUGGAGCAGAUUUUUGGGAAAGGUUAUAAAAGCAAUAGUGCAAGCAACGUGACUACUGAUUUAAUCUUGAGGGAUAGUGCUGAUGUUUACAGACGCGUUAUAAAAGCCUCGGCAGGCGCUGCCGUGCGCGGCCUCCACCGCCUCUUCUUGCAGCUCUGCACCCGUCGAGGUCUUUCCAGUAUAAUGAGCAAAAUCUUUAUUCACGAUAAGAGCGAGCGUUUCUCCCUGCUAGUGCAACAUCGGCUCUUAUUUUCCACGACCACUGUGGACGUUUAAACGGGAAGAGUAGCAUCAUUAAAUGUUGUGGAUGAAUCCCCUCAGUGACGCUGAAAUGGACUCGCACACGUCCAGCGCUGUGAGGAGACCCAUUCCUGCUUUUAACGUGGACAUAAAAAGGCUUUUCUGGGGAAGAUGGACCCACGAGAGGAGAUGUCAUCGUCUUGUUCACGAAAUGUAAAUGUAAUAUUGAUCAUUUUCUGUUGUACAAUCAGAUGCGCCCGUGUACAUAAGAUCUCUUUCUGUAACUACGAUGAUUUAGAUACCGUCAUUGUCUUGAGUGUAUAUUUUAAUGAAAAAUAAAUAACAAAUUUACAUGAGCUGCAAAAAACAAUGUUUUCUUUAAAUGAUUUUAUUUACAGUGUACUGCAUCAAGGGGCACUGAGGGAUGAGGAGGUGGAAGAGGCAGACAUGAAUAACAUUUACUUGUCUUCACUGCAGACAUACUGUGGCUCUCCCGACUGUGAUGAUGAGAAAAAUACCCCAAAUGUAGCAGUUUAAUGGAAUGUAGCCAUUUAAACCUUUAAAUGUGAUGUGUUAAGUGUUGUAAUUCCACUAGAUGUCCGCCAGGGGAGGCCAGAGAUCUGAGAAAACGUGUCCUGUAACCAGCAAAUUGGGUUUAAAAUGUAUGAUUCAUGUGCAAAGAGGAAAGUCCUGAGACACCAGAUGUUCGGCUUUAACAAUUCAAUUCUUCAUCCUCUCUGCAUGAAUUCAGUCUGUUAAUUUCAUCAUACGUAAAAUGAUGGUGAGGCGGAUUAAAGUUGACCUGCAUGACAACAGAACUUCACAUCUUAUUUACAUUUAUCAGUGAAAUCCGUUAGUUUCUCAUCGGGUUAGUUUGGGUUUUAAUAUUUGGCUCAGAUUUCUUCUGUCACUCCAGUGCGCUAAGGGUGAUUGCCCGGAUCAGUUCAGGUAGUACACACAUCCCCCCCUCAACAAUCUUGAA